UUGUAGCUCUCUUUCUAUGUUGAGUCUUCCACGAAAUUUCUUCGUAUUUUAUCCGUACCAUAUAUAUUCAGAGAAAUUCUCUUUCGGGCUUCCUCGAUCUUCCUCCCGUCAAAGCCGCCGGCUGCUCUAAGAAGAAGAUCAGAGACAAUACUUAAUAAUGAACAGUAGAACGCAUUUUGUGCUGGUUCACGGGCUCUGCCAUGGAGCCUGGUGCUGGUACAAGCUCGUCACUCUUCUGCAGGCUGCCGGCCACCGUGUCACCGCCGUGGACCUCGGCGGAUGUGGGAUCGACCCCCGGCGACUGGACGAGAUCCCCUCUCUGUCCGUCUACGUGCAGCCCUUGAUGGAGUUGAUGGCCUCGCUGCCGCCGGUUGAGAAGGUGGUUUUAGUUGGGCACAGCUACGGGGGAAUUCCCAUUUCUCUGGCUAUGGAGAGUUUCCCGGAGAAGAUCUCGGCGGCGGUUUUCGUCACCGCCCUCAUGCCCAGCUAUAAAGAGCCUCCUGCGACUCUCUUACAAAUGUUCAAGGGGAGGACAUGGGUAGAGGCUCUUCUGGACAGCCGACUUGAAUUUGAUGGAGGCCUGGAAAAUCCGCCGACUUCAACAAUCUUUGGUCCGGAAUACAUGGCUUCCUAUCUCUAUCAACACUGCCAACCAGAGGAUCUGGAAUUAGCCAAAAUGUUAGUGAGGCCAGGCGGGUUCUUUGUAGAAGACUUGAGCAAGGAAGGGUUGCUAAGUGAAGGCAGGUUUGGAUUGGUGAAUCGAAUAUACAUAGUGUGCGAAGAAGGCGAAGUGGCCACAGAAGAAUUCCAGCGAUGGACCACCGAGAACAGCCCACCUCAACAAGUGAUGGCCAUUGCAGGAGCGGGCCACAUGGCCAUGCUUUCCAAACCCGAGGAGCUCUGCCUCUGCUUGCAGGAGGUUGCUGCCAAGUAUGCUAUAGCUUGAUUUUAUUAUAUAUAUAUAUAUAUAUAUAUUAAUAUAUAUAUUGCCAUAUAUAUGCAUACAUAUGCUUUGGGGAUGUACGUGGAAGUUGAAGGGAUAUCAUAUCAUGAUAUGCCAUCUCGAUCGCAAGUUUGAAUGAUACUAGCAAUUUAGCAAAUAAAUAAAAUGAUAACAAUAAAUACCAGUUAA
Messenger RNA from Diospyros lotus (date-plum), 1132 nucleotides. Its product is annotated as methylesterase 10-like. Lineage: Eukaryota; Viridiplantae; Streptophyta; Magnoliopsida; Ericales; Ebenaceae. The transcript is spliced from 3 exons. Gene Ontology annotation, molecular function: methyl salicylate esterase activity; methyl indole-3-acetate esterase activity; methyl jasmonate esterase activity. Bases 158 to 946 code for a protein of 262 amino acids. The record is from RefSeq and is a predicted model, not a curated record. Gene Ontology annotation, biological process: jasmonic acid metabolic process; salicylic acid metabolic process.